Molecule: messenger RNA, 3495 nt
Organism: Lontra canadensis (Northern American river otter)
Lineage: Eukaryota; Metazoa; Chordata; Mammalia; Carnivora; Mustelidae
Gene: DHH
Product: desert hedgehog signaling molecule
Exons: 3
Coding region: 1192-2382 (396 amino acids)
Biological process (GO): smoothened signaling pathway; regulation of gene expression; cell fate specification
Molecular function (GO): patched binding; calcium ion binding
Source: RefSeq, a predicted model, not a curated record
GCCUCCCACUGAGCAGGGAGCCCGAUGUGGGGCUCCAUCCCAGGACCUGGGACUGUGACCCAAGCCAAAGGCAGAAGCCUCUGAACAAUAGUGAAUUGGUGGGUAAAGUAUUGCAGGCUCCAGGCCUCUGAGAUGAGACCUGAGUGGUUGGAAGCAGAGCCCCAGGAGGUCCAGAGGGAGAAAGCUAGAGAGGUGCCUAAAUGGAAGGUGAAGGGAAGAGCCCCUUAGCUUGUUAAGACUAUGACCUUAAGUACCCUCUGCCCUCCAGAAUCUUCCAGUUGACAGGUUAUACAUUUGAAAAGAAGUAGCCAUUGGAUGUCUGGCAAGGACAAGACAGGGGGCAGACGUUUGAAGUCCAGAACCAAAUUAUAACUACAGAGAGCUGUCCCUGAUUCUGGGGGAAGCUCUCAGCAGAAGGCUGCAAAGUUACCAGAGAAAAUGGUCCACUGGUACCCACCCCUUCCAGUUCUGGUUACUACUGCCAAAGAGAGUUGAAAGUGGGGGAGGCUUUGGGAGGACCACAGAGAAGAAAAUUUCUGGUUGUACGCCCAAAGGGAUUGGCUAACCCUGGGUGGAAACUGGAACCCAUACUUCCUGAAGGAGAGCAGAGGACAAUGGCCUGCCAGGAUAGGCUUUGGGAGAGUAAAGAUCCAAUUCAAGUAUCAGAGGAGGGUGGUUUGGUGCCAAGCUUAGGCUUGGAAGUAGAAGGAUGCUUAUCCAGGCAGCUAAGGACUGAAAAGCUACUAGGAUUUCUUAGACAGGUGCCUGCCUAGUUUCCAGGAUGGAACACACUUCAGUCGUGAAAUGGACCAGCGGUCACCAGCUAGAGCCCCCGCCCCGGUGGGAGGGGGCGGGACGGUCCUGGGAGAAGGGCGGGGGGCGGGGCCAGGGGCCACUUAAGGCGGAGUCGGGUUCUGGCAGCGCAGGAGCCGGGCAGCAGAGCCAGGCUGGGCUGGCACUCACCCACGACCCCCCUUCCCUGCUAUGAUGGCCCGUCAGUAGCAGGUUCCAGACCCCCCGGGAGCAUGUAGGCUGAGCUAUCGGUAGCCAGGUGCGCAGAGCCACAAGAGCUCCAGGGCACUCUGGGGGCAGCUCUGCCUGCUGCACUCUCUGGUGCCUGGGGAAAUGCCCAACUGACGGGCGAGCUGGUGAGGACAAGAACGUACCCUUUGGCCCGAGUCCUCUGCAUCCAUGGCGCUGCCAGCCAGGCUGGUGCCCCUGUGCUGCUUGGCACUUUUGGCGCUGCCCGCCCAGAGCUGCGGGCCGGGCCGGGGGCCGGUUGGCCGGCGCCGCUACGUGCGCAAGCAGCUGGUGCCGUUGCUCUACAAGCAAUUUGUGCCCAGCGUGCCGGAGCGGACCCUGGGCGCCAGUGGGCCUGCCGAGGGGAGAGUGGCAAGGGGCUCUGAGCGCUUCCGGGAUCUGGUCCCCAACUACAACCCCGACAUCAUCUUCAAGGAUGAGGAGAAUAGUGGUGCAGACCGCCUGAUGACCGAGCGCUGUAAGGAGCGGGUGAACGCGCUGGCCAUUGCCGUGAUGAAUAUGUGGCCCGGAGUGCGCCUGCGGGUGACCGAGGGCUGGGACGAGGACGGCCACCAUGCUCAGGACUCUCUCCACUACGAAGGUCGUGCCUUGGACAUCACCACGUCUGACCGCGACCGCAAUAAGUAUGGGUUGCUGGCGCGCCUGGCAGUGGAAGCCGGCUUCGACUGGGUCUACUACGAAUCCCGCAACCACGUCCACGUGUCGGUCAAAGCCGAUAACUCCCUGGCCGUCAGGGCAGGCGGCUGCUUUCCGGGAAAUGCCACCGUGCGCCUGCGGAGCGGCGAGCGGAAGGGGCUUCGAGAACUGCACCGCGGUGACUGGGUGUUGGCGGCAGACGCGGCAGGCCGGGUGGUGCCCACGCCCGUUCUGCUCUUCCUGGACCGGGACUUGCAGCGCCGUGCCUCCUUCGUGGCUGUGGAGACCGAGCGGCCCCCGCGCAAGCUGUUGCUCACGCCCUGGCACCUGGUGUUCGCUGCUCGAGGGCCCGCGCCCGCGCCGGGCGACUUUGCGCCGGUGUUCGCGCGCCGGCUGCGCGCGGGGGACUCGGUGCUGGCGCCCGGCGGGGACGCGCUUCGGCCGGCGCGCGUGGCCCGCGUGGCGCGCGAGGAAGCCGUGGGCGUGUUCGCGCCACUCACAGCACACGGGACGCUGCUGGUCAACGACGUCCUGGCCUCGUGCUACGCGGUUCUAGAGAGUCACCAGUGGGCACACCGCGCCUUCGCUCCUUUGCGCCUGCUGCACGCGCUGGGGGCGCUGCUUCCGGGCGGGGCAGUCCAGCCCACCGGCAUGCACUGGUACUCUCGGUUCCUCUAUCGCUUGGCGGAGGAGCUACUGGGCUGAAUGCGUCCGACGUAGAAACCUCGAGGCGCCUGCGGAAACCCGGCCGUGUGGGCUGAGAUCUGGGGGUGUGGGCAGCAGAGGAUGCUGACUCGGGAAGGCAGGGAGGAGGGGAUAGGGAGAAAAAUGGACGCGAGACCGGACUGCUUGGUUUAGGGGCAACCUCCAUCGGAGCGGAGAGGAGAUCCCCGGUCAUAGGUAGUUGGGGUCGAUGGUGGAUAUUCCUUGAAGAGGACUGUUUCACCUCUUCUUCCCGACUGCCUCAGCCCCAACCAAUUAUUUUAUUUUAUUUUCUAUUUAUAAAUUGUAAUAUAAUGAUCUGCUUGCCCCGCCUGGCAAGGUGAGGGUCCAGGGCACGGCGUUAACACUGUUUGACACAGCCAGCCAAUCUGAUGUCUGACAUUUUCCUACAGGUGGCCUAAUAAAGGGAAGGCUUGCAGGAGCUUAUUGGAAAAUAUCUCUGUUCAGAGGGGGAUUCACCUAGAGAGGAGGGGAGAAGGGGACCAACUCUGAGUCAAUACCUUACUUCCCGACUCCUCCCUCCUUGCCCAGCAGGUCUUCCUGCCUGCUUCCUCCCAUCGGAGGGGGCGUCCCAAUUGAUCAGCAAAGAGAGCAGAGAGUCGUGUGCUUUUCUAGGCUGCUGGUCCCUUCUCCCACCCAGAGAGGACCAGCAUUCUGUUUGCAUGCUUGCAUACCGAAUGUUGGAGGGGCCAGGGGUGUUGAAGGAGCAAGAGGGUCUGCACAUGUCCUUUCUCAUUUACAGAGGCUCCAGCGAGGUCACAGGCUAUUGCAUUACUGAUACUCAGAGAAUUCUGGCCCAUGAUUGGUAGCCUGCAGUCUUGGUCCCUCCCUGAAGACCCUGGAUCAGGUGCCAGGGUCUGAAUGGGGGUGAUGUUUUAUUCUGGGAUGUCACUGGACCAACUGGUGAUCCAUGGGAAUCCCCAGUUAAUUUAUAACUGAUAGUCCCCACACACUCUUGGUCAAGAGAAAGAAUGGGAUCAGGGGGCUGGAAUCUAUCUCUCCUGAAUGGCUGGGGGCAGAGAACAGCUUCAAGCCCUGGUGUGUGUGUUUAGGGGAAGAUAGGGAGGCUCUCCAAGCAAGGAGCAUAUAGGCAUU